Eublepharis macularius is the source of this 5195-nucleotide messenger RNA. RefSeq names its product tropomodulin-3-like. Gene Ontology annotation, biological process: muscle contraction; pointed-end actin filament capping; myofibril assembly. Gene Ontology annotation, cellular component: striated muscle thin filament; myofibril. Lineage: Eukaryota; Metazoa; Chordata; Lepidosauria; Squamata; Eublepharidae. Gene Ontology annotation, molecular function: tropomyosin binding. The transcript has 10 exons. Bases 168 to 1226 code for a protein of 352 amino acids. The record is from RefSeq and is a predicted model, not a curated record.
ACAGGAGAAGGGCGCGCAGGCGCAGUCAUCGGGUGGAGAAAAACCGCAGCCUUGCCGUUCUCAAAGGCUGGGCAGUGGAAGUCCUGUUCCUGGUUGGUUAAUAACACAUUAGUCUCCAGCUUUUGCUGUACGUUUGAGAAGCCGCUUCUCCCCCUGCUGCCAGAAUUAUGGAGCUCCCCUUCCGAAAAGAAUUGGAGAAGUACAAGGAACUUGAUGAAGAUGAAAUCCUGGGGAAGUUGUCGGAAGAAGAGUUGAAGCAGCUGGAAUCCGUGCUGGAUGACCUUGAUCCAGAGAAUGCCCUUCUUCCAGCAGGAUUUCGACAGAAGGACCAGACUAUUAAAAAGCCCUCUGGUCCUUAUGACAGAGAGAAACUCCUUGCAUAUCUGGAGAAACAAGCACUGGAGCAUAAAGACAGGGAAGACGUUGUCCCUUACACAGGAGAAAAGAAAGGGAAAGUCUUUAUCCCCAAACAGAAACCAAUACAGACUUACACAGAAGAAAAAGUGACCCUUGAUCCGGAACUGGAAGAAGCAUUGACAAGUGCCACCGACACCGAAUUGUGUGACCUUGCAGCUAUCCUAGGAAUGCACAACUUGAUAAGCAACGCUCAGUUUUGUGAUAUUGUGGGAAGUAGCAACGGUAUCAGCAACGAAAGUUUCUCAAAUAUAGUCAAAGGGGAAAAGAUUAUACCAGUCUUCGAUGAGCCGCCAAAUCCUACAAAUGUGGAGGAGAGUUUGCAACAGAUAAAAGAGAAUGAUCCUCGCCUCCUUGAUGUUAAUCUGAACAAUAUAAAGAACAUCCCUAUCCCAACAUUGAAAGAGUUUGCCAAGGCACUGGGGACAAAUACCCACGUGAAGAAUUUUAGUCUUGCCGCUACAAGGAGCAACGAUCCUGUCGCUGUGGCUUUUGCAGACAUGCUGAGAGUGAACAAAACCCUGAAGAGCCUCAACUUAGAAUCCAACUUCAUCACUGGGUCGGGCAUGCUGGCGCUAAUUGAUGCGCUGAAAGAGAAUGAAACCCUGACGGAGAUCAAAGUUGAUAACCAGAGGCAGCAGUUUGGACAGCCUGUGGAAAUGGAAAUUGCAAAGAUGCUUGAAGAAAACACAAAGAUUCUUAAAUUUGGAUACCACUUCACACAGCAGGGACCACGAACUAGGGCAGCAGCUGCAAUUACGAAAAAUAAUGAUUUAGUUCGCAAGAGAAGGGUGGAAGGAGACCAUCAGUAAACCUUCUCGACGCCCGAUCUACACGGUUUGGAGAAUGCAAAGCUCCUUGAGGCGUAUCUGCUUAGCUUGGGCAAUCACAAGACUUCUUUUUACCUGGGUAGAAGGGAAAAGACUGGAAUCACCAUUCCUUUUAUUACUUUUUUUUGUAAAGUUAUAUUGAUACACGUGGUAAUCAACACAUGUAGGUUUGAAACCUUGUAAUCCCAUCUGCCCAAGGUCAGUUUUUGAAAAUGCUUCAAGACUUGGGUCUGUGUUUCCAUCAAGGUAACUAUAUCAGUUCUAAAAUCUCUGUGGUAGCUCCCUAGUAGCCAUUAAAGAUCAUGAGCAAGCAGUGAGAACUGGGUGGGAGGGGGAUCUGGAGUCCUCUUUUAAUGACUUUAUAUAUUUUUUUGAAAACAAUGUCUUAAUGAAAAAGGGAUUCUUCAUAUGGAACAAAAGACUCUCUUAAUACUUCCUUUGCCCUCCUUGUUCAUGAUACAGUCAUUUACAGUUAACCCCUUUUAACUUUAGUAUGUUCCUACCAAGUGGAAUGCUUUCUUGAUAACGGAGAUUAAAACUUGAAACUUCUUUUUUAAAUAAGAGGAGAUUAUUCCACUUUAAGGGGUGCUUCUGCUUUUUAUCUUUUGGGAUAAGCUACACUGAUAAAAACAGAGAUGGAGGGCCUUCAAGACUAUGGCCAGAUGCUGGUUUGGGUGGCUUACUAUUUUUUUCUUCUGUUAACAUGCAAAACAGGACACUUCAGCACUUUGUUCUGUUAUGCCUAAACUGGAUGUAUUUAUAGUCUUUUGGGUUUUUUUAAAAAAAAUCUUUCAUAACAAUGGUGUUGGGUUAUGUUCCUAGAGAUGUAAAGAUUAUAGAUACUGUUUGAAACGUCAGUGGGGGCCUGUGAAAUGCAAGGCUUCGGGGCCAAAUGUGCCAGUCACUGAUCACUUGUUACACCAGAUGCUUAAUAAGCCCAUUUUUUUCUGUGGACCGAGACAUGGACUACCUUUUUUUAAUGUGAUCCUCUAGCUGUGAACUUUUGACAGGCAUAGCAAACUUUCUAGAAAUACACGAUCACACAUUCUGGAACACCAGUGACCUGUGUGUACAGGCGCACCUGGUGAUUUUCAAGUGAAAAGAACAGUUUUAAAAGACGUUUUAAUAACACGUGCUUGAUUCCGUCUUUUGAAUUAUCCUCCUUACAGAGGCUGACUAGAUGGCUCCUGAAUUUAUGACUGGAGCUUUGAAGCCACUGUGAAAGAAGGCUCAGGUUAGAGUUGCCACUACGUUCAUGCCGACCACUGAUUCUUACGGUUUCAUGGUUUUUCACAUGGGUGUGCAGGGCACAAUCCCACAAGCUGGUCUUUAAACAAACUCUGCUGAAAUAUUGGAACAUAGACAAAUAGAAUAAGACUCUCAUGCUGCAUUCUGAUGGAACAAUCAGCCAUGGCUUACCAUUAAGGAGUGAGCCGUGGAAAAUUCCUUCGUGCACAUCCUCCCUCCACUUGCCAUAAAGCUUGGUUAUUGAAGAUUUCUUUCAUUCACAACAAACCACAGUUGCCAAUUAUAGACAAAUCACAAACUAUGGUUUGUAAGUAAGAAACCAUUUAGGAUUCAGGCAGGAUGACAAAUUGUGGUUUAUUGUAAACCAGGAAGAUGUCAGCUUCAGAACUGAGCAUGAAGGGAGGGAGCAUAUUGGGAGCAUAUGGAUCCCAAGGACUUCCAAGGCUUAUUUUUAUCUGAAUGCAGCCACAGGGUUAGUUGCAACUCAUUUAAGUUCCAAGUUCUGGCUUCAGAAAAACUUGGCAACAAAUGUGGCACCUCCACUUCAAGCACAAUGUGUCUUUUUUUUUCUUGUUGUAAAAUGUUUUGACUGUGCUGUUUGAUGUGCAUGAAAAAAGUUGCACAGAGCAAAAACAUCAGGUCAUAACUCAGCAUUUUUAGUAGAGAUGAAUUGCAUAUAUUUUUAUAAUCACUUGAUACUCAACUUUGACUUGGUAGCGUACAUAAAAUGGUCUCUAUGGUAAAGGUUUCUGAUCAUCUGCUUUUCUUGGAAGUUCCUUUGAAAUUGGUGAGACUUUCUGCCAAGUCAGUGAAUGGAGCACUGCGGCAGGAGCUGUUUUGCUACCCAGCAAAGAGUGGGUUGGGACGAGGUUCUAUUGCAUCUUAAUGUACAAACAUAGUAACAUUUUUAAAUUUUGUUGUGCCCGUAUGUAUGCUAAUAGAAAUCAUACUUGAUUUUAAAAUGAUUUAGGGAAACAAAACUCAUUCUUUUUUCACUUGCAACUCUUUUUAGCAUUGUACAACAAAACAAGGAAUAAAAUAUAGUCCCAGUACAUCAAUAAAUGCUUUUGAAAGUAUCCAGUGCAUGAAUAAUAACAGUAUGCAUAAUUAAAAGUGCUGGGAUUGACGGCUUCUGAAAAACCAAAGAUUGCCUGGGCCAUGUAGCACUCUCAGUACCAGAUGCAGCUCUUUUUCCCAGUCUUGAUUUACAAAACGCAUGUCAGCUUUGCAGUGUGUCCCAGAUGUAGGUUGCAAUCUGCCAAGGCCUUCACAACCCCAGUUUUUGGUAGCUUUAUACACUUGGAUUUGUCAAGCCCUUGGACAGUGGUAUGCUGGCAGACCCCAGAGACUGCAAAGUGACCGCUGUCGUGGACAGUAUUUUAGUUGUCGCCUUACAGGUUGCAUUCCCAUAUUCUGCAUUUAUGUUCUUAACAAAAUAUUAGACCUGCAGUGCCAGACCUGAAUAAUUCUGUGCCCGAGUCUCAUUGAAACCAUUAGGCUUUAACCAUCCAUGGGAAGCAUUGCACUCAGUCUUGGACAGAUGGUGCUAUACUCCUUUGACUAUAAAGUUUUGAGGGUUGCUUCUACUGUACUGCAGUGCCUGGACAAGGGGGGAGGAUCCACCAGGCACUGCUUCUGCACAACUUCCAUUCACACACAAAAUGGCUUCUGCGAGGGCCCUCAUAUGUCCUACUAAAGUUGUUGCACAAUGGGACUCCUAGAUGGCUGAUCUCAAUUUUUACAGUGCCUAAUACUAUUUCAAAGUUGUCAAUGCAGUCAGUAAGUGUUUAUUAUGUUAGGUUGGAUCUGUGUUGUCAGCCCAUUUGGUUUUGUCUGUCUUGUCUGAUCAGCUUUGGGGCAUAUUGGUGUCAAGACUACUAAUGACAUUUUCAGUUAAAGCAGGUGGAAGGUACGUAUUACGGGUAAGCUUUGUCAUCCUCUAUACUAGCCACGGUGGCCUGCAAAUUUACCAGCAAACAUGUCCUUCAUAGAGAUGGGAAGCCCACAUGCAAGAGAAUUCAGGAUCAUCAGGAAUGUCAUAGUGGGGUAUUCUUUACUCCCGUAGUCAGUCUAAACAGAGUAAGCUGAGAUGGAAAACUGCAAACUAACCCUCCAAGAGGGGCAGGAGGAAUAUCCAAAUUGUGGAGUUGUUUUAACAGGUUCUGGCUGUGGGUGUGUUGCACCAUUAUUUGAUCUAUGGGAAACGGAGGCUUCCAAACUUUUGGGAACAGGCAAAAAUACAUGCUAAGAAAGAAGUGAGGCUUAGUUUUAAGGUCACAUAUGAUUGAUAUAACCUUGCAUAUGACGCUGGUUCUGAAACAAACACAUACAAAGCUGGGCCAGCUGCUCAAAAGGUGAAACAUUCAGUACAUUUUACAGCCUAAUGUUUCAUAAAUAAAUUGCUUUAAAAUAUGCACUUACUGGUAAAAUAAUUAACCUCAUAAUUUUGUUGAUCAUCUUAAGUUCUGCUUUUAAGAUCAUGGAUAAAACUUUUCCAAUACUAUACUGCCGAGAAAUGUGCUUACACCCUUAAUACUGUUUACAAACGUUAUCUUCUGUUGUUUUUGAUACAAAUAAUACUGUUUGUAAGCUAUCAAGUAUAUAGAUUCUGUUUUGGAUGAAGCGUCUGUUGAAGAAAUGGGAAUGCAUCCGAAUGCCAGCACUGUAUGCUGUCGUUAUUGUAAUAAAAGUAAUCAAAUGACA